UUAUGCUUGUAACCAUGUAACAAAUAUUUUAGUCAGAGUUCUGAUGUGAUAAAACAUCAAAGAAUCCACACUGGGGAGAAACCAUAUAAAUGUGAUGUGUGGGGGAAAGCCUUCAGUCAGAGCUCAGAUCUUAUUCUGCAUCAGAGAAUCCACAAUGGGGAGAAACCAUAUCCAUGUAAUCAGUGUGGCAAAAGUUUCAGUCAGAAUUCAGACUUUAUUAAACAGUGAAGGGUCCACACUGGAGAGCUAUAAAUGUCAUGAAUAUGGGAAAGCUUUUAAUCAGAGCUCAGUCCUUAUUUUACAUCAGAGAAUUCAUAUUGGAGAGAAACUCUAUCCCUGUGAUCAAUGUAGCAAAACCUUCAGAAGACUUUCAGAUCUUAUUAAUCAUCAACGAAUUCACACUGGAGAGAGGCCUUAUCCAUGUAAUCAGUGCAAUAAAAUGUUUUGUCGAAGAUCAGAUCUUGUUAAACAUCACAGAAUUCAUACAGAUGAGAAACCCUAUGAAUGUGAUCAAUGUGGGAAAGCCUUUAGUCGGAGCUCCAACCUCAUUCUUCAUCAGAGAAUCCACACUGGAGAGAAACCUUAUCCCUGUAGGGAUUGGACUAAAAGCUUUAGUCACGGUCCAGAUCUUGUUAAGCAUCAAAGAAUACACACUGGAGAGAAACCAUAUGCAUGUAAUCAGUGUGAUAAAAGAUACAGUCAAAGCUCAGACCUCACUAAACAUCAGAGAGUACACGCUGGUGAAGCCUUACAUUGUAAUAGUUGUGAGAAAGCCUUCAGUAAGAGUUUUGACCUUAUUCUUCAUCAGAGACUCCACACUGGAGAAAAACCUUAUCCAUGCGCACAGUGCAGCAAAAGGUUCAAUCACAACUCAUACCUCAUUAAACAUCAGAAAAUACACACUAGGGAAAAACCAUAUAAAUGUAAUGAGUACAGGAAGGCUUUCAAUCAGUGUUCAGCCCUACACCAGAGAAUCCACACUGGUGAGAAACCAAAUCCAUGUGAUGAAUGUGGCAAAAGCUUUAGUCGGCACUCUGAUCUCAUUAAUCAUUGAAAAAUACACACUGGUGAGGUGAAAAGACAUGUAAGUGUGAUGCAUGUGGGAAAGCCUUUAGCACAUGCACAGAUCUAAUUGAACACCAGAAAAUCCAUGGUGGGGAGAAACACUAGUAUGUUCAGUACAGCAGAAGUUUUAGCCAACUCUUCGAACUUACUAAUCAUGAGGAAGACCAUUGUGGGGGA
This is a messenger RNA of Callithrix jacchus (white-tufted-ear marmoset), 1242 nucleotides long. The record is from RefSeq and is a predicted model, not a curated record. Lineage: Eukaryota; Metazoa; Chordata; Mammalia; Primates; Cebidae.